UCAUAUUUUUACUUCCAAAGUAGAAGGCUGAUAUUUUGCUUUGUUGAUGAAAGUUUUUACUCUCAAGUGUCCUUUCUUCUCUAAUAUUCUUUGAGCCAGGGUCUCUAAAGUAGUUGUUUAUAGAAACAGGUAAACAGCCCAAACAUCUAUAGGGAAAAAGUCCUAAAAGAGUUCCCAACUGAGAAAUGUUGCUGAAGGGUAAGGGGUGGUGGGGAGUGGUGUUUGGCCCUCAAGCUCAAGUGUGAUUCCUUCAUUUGUGAAUUGCUUGAAUGCAAAAAAUGGAUGUGUCUACACUUGUUUCAUUUAUUCAGCACACUAUUCUUAUUCAAACUGUGUCCUAUCUGCAUAGUACCACAGAAUCGAACAGGUGACUCUGAAUUCUUCCUCCUGGGACUGUCAGAUGAUCCAGAGCUGCAGCCUCUUCUGUUUGGCCUGUUCCUGGCCUUGUACCUGGUGACCAUGCUGGGGAAUCUGCUCAUCAUCAUGUCCAUCACCUCUGACUCCCACCUCCACACACCUAUGUACUUCUUCCUUUCCAAUCUGUCCCUGGCUGACAUUAGUUUCAGCAGCACUACAGUCCCCAAGAUGCUGGUGAACCUCCAGACAUACAGCAAGUCCAUCACCUAUGCAGACUGCCUAACUCAGGUCACGUUUUUUUCUUUAUUUGCAAGUUUGGAGAGUCUACUUCUGGCCGUGAUGGCUUAUGACCGGUUGGUGGCCAUUUGUCAGCCUCUACACUACCUGGUCAUCAUGAAUCCCCGCUUCUGUGGCUUGUGUGUCCUGCUGUCAUUUUUCAUCAGCCUUUUGGUCUCCCAGCUGCACUACUUGAUGGUGUCACAACUCACCUUCUGUGCAGAUGUGGAAAUUCCUCAUUUCUUUUGUGAUGCUUCUCAACUCCUCAACCUUGCCUGUUCUGACACCUCCAUUAAUAACAUAUUGAUCUAUUUUUUGGGUGCUAUCAUUGGUGGUGUUCCACUCUCAGGGAUCCUUUUCUCUUACACUCGAAUUGUUUCCUCCAUUCUGAGAGUCCCAUCAUCAGGGGGGAAGUAUAAGGCCUUCUCCACCUGUGGCUCUCACCUGUCAGUGGUUUGUUUAUUUUAUGGAACAGGCCUUGGGGUGUACCUCAGUUCCACUGUGUCAUCUUCCCUGAGGAAGGGUGCAGUGGCCUCAGUGAUGUACACUGUGGUCACCCCCAUGGUGAACCCCUUCAUCUACAGCCUGAGGAACAGGGACAUCAAGAGUGCUCUGUGGAGGGUGGUCAGAAGAAUAGCCUAGUUUUAUACCUAUGGAUAUUUUUUGGCUCGUAGAGUGGAAAUAAUAGCAAAAUCAAACAUGUAUAACAAGAAAUUCUGAACCUGGAGGCUCAUGGUGUAUUUGUACCCAUAUGGAUCUGGUCUCUGUCUACACAUUUUUUCCUCUUAGCAUAGCUGUAAUGGAUUCAGAGGUCGUUUAGACUCUGUACUUCAGUGAGAGUCCCUCCAGGUUUAUGAACAGCCCAUCAGUAUACCCCUCUCACUUCCCUGUGCAUUACCCAGGACUCUUGGUCCUGAGCUGUCUUGAUUGUAUAUUUACAAAACAUCACAGCUUUCUCCUGUUUGGUAUUUAUUCUUUCUACAGUUUCCCCAUGAUUCUUCUCCAUUUUUGCAUAUUUUUGCUCCUUCAUGAUUGUGGCUGGAUGCUUGAGAAGAUAGAGUAUUUAUUUUCUUUUCAAAUCCAAGAU
This is a messenger RNA of Phyllostomus discolor (pale spear-nosed bat), 1720 nucleotides long. Its product is annotated as olfactory receptor 18-like. The record is from RefSeq and is a predicted model, not a curated record. Gene Ontology annotation, cellular component: membrane. Gene Ontology annotation, biological process: G protein-coupled receptor signaling pathway. The coding region runs from base 283 to 1275 and encodes 330 amino acids. Lineage: Eukaryota; Metazoa; Chordata; Mammalia; Chiroptera; Phyllostomidae. Gene Ontology annotation, molecular function: olfactory receptor activity; G protein-coupled receptor activity. The transcript has a single exon.